AUGUUGGAGUCAUUAGUUGAAAAGUUACUGAAUAAAUUCCUCGCGCCAUAUGUCGAGGGUAUUGAGAGGAACCUACACUUGGGGGUAUGGUCUGGCAACAUAGUUCUAGAGAACCUGAAGCUUAAGCCGCAAAUAACCGAAAUAUUAGAUCUUUCGUUUAAGAUAAUCCAUGGUAAUAUAGGAAGAAUAAAUAUACAAAUCCCAUGGAGUAAGUUAGGGAAGAGUCCUGUAUGUGUGCUCAUUAAAAAUGUACACAUAUAUAUAAAACCAAGGAGCUACAAGAAAAGCGAAAAUGUGAUUAUUGAAGAGUUGAGAAGAGCCAAAAUGCAUAGACUGGAACUGUUGGAGGAAGAAAUUUCGCUCAUUAAACAACAGAAAAAUAAGGAAAAGUCAUCGGAAAAGUCCACACUUAUAUUUAAAUUGUUAAAUAAAAUUAUUAACAAUAUCCACGUAGACAUUCAGGACAUAUUAAUUCAUUUUGAAGACCCUGAGAGAAACUUUUCUAUCGGAUUUAUCCUCAAGUCAUCCUCCGUCAAAAAUUGUCUUGUGAAGGAGGGAAACGCGGCAGAGCCUGCCAAUUCAGGCACAAAUGCGAGUGCAAAUGCGAGUGAGGAGAAUAAGAAGUUAAAUCACAUCAUCGAGUUUAAGGGACUGUGUAUCUACAGCAACAGUAAUAUAAGGAAAAAGCGCAGGAGGAAGAAGGGAGAAAAAGGUAAGACAGGGGGCGAAAACGAUCGAAAUAUCUCGGCGGGGGGGCCAAAGCGGCAAGCCACCAGCGCCUCGUCCGGUUCGCUAACGAGAGGUGACCCUGAUAAGGACGAAAGGGAAGACCUGAAGAAUAGGUCAUCUCUUUCUGACGACGAAGAUGAAGGAAAUGAUGUCAGUGGCAGAGUAAGCAAUUUGGACAGUUCGUCCAAGUUAAAGAAUGACUUGUCCAUUAGUUACGACAAAAACGAUGAUUUGGCUUUCGAGUCCAAGUUAGGGAGUGCCAACCCAGAGGAAGAUCAGAAUUGUGAUAGUAAGGACAACUACUUGAAAAGAACGCUAACCCAGAUUAGCAACUUUUUAAAAGAUGACGACAGCAGAAUUUUAAACUACUACAACUUUGAGUAUCUGAUAAAGCCGUUCGACUUGGUUUUACCAGUGGAACAAUCUAGCAAUAAAAAGGAGCUGAAAGCCAAGCUAGAAAUAGGGGAAAAGUGGGAAGGAAUUACGCUAACCAGAACACAAAUUACAAAAAUUAUCGAAAUAAUGAAUGAAGCCAAUAAGUCGAGGAAUCAGACGAACAAAUUGUUGCUAAAGUAUGCGUAUACAGUAAAGCUAGACAUAGAAUCGCUGCGAAAUGAAACCAAAAAUGAAUUUAUGAAUCUGUACAAUAAAGUUCUUGCAGAGAAGUAUAACAUAUCAACGACGGAAUUAACCUCCCAGGAGAUGGACAGGUUGCAAAUUUUGUACGAUGUAGUUGGGGUACGCCAUCUUGCCAAGUGGAGAUUGCAAUGUAAAAAUACCUUGGAAAAAAUAAUUGAAGAAAAAAAUUUGAAAAAAAAAUAUCUCUACGACUCCAUAUAUAAGCAACAGUCCUGGUGGUCCUGGGUUACAGGUAAUAAGAAGGACAUUGAAAAUAAGGUCCAGAGUAUUUUAAAUAGUGAACAAGACAUAAUAAAUGAGAAGGAGUUGUACAUUUUGCAGGAAGCUAUGACGAACGAGGAUAAUUACGAUGUUGUCCUUCCAACCAAAUAUGAUUUUCAGUUUAAAUUGGCAAAUUUUUCCAUCAACGUGUAUGAUGAUUGUAAGAAGGGAAAAAGAAGAACAAAGAGGGUGUUACUUCAGAGGGGGGAGUUAGCAGAAAGAGGAAGAAUUAACGGAAAUAUGCACCCUAUGGAUGGAAGCGCAACUGGUGUUGAACUAACGGAAGGAACAUCCAAUCCGAGGAGCAACCCACUGGUGGAGGAAAUAUCUCUGAGUGGAAGUGAAGACACCCAGUUGAAUAGCUCCCCAGCUAUCAGCCCUUCUAAUAGUAACUAUAUAAAGAAGGGGAUGAAGUAUGAAGAAAUUAACAUACUCUCGAUAAAUUUUUACCAAAUAUAUUCUUCUCUGUCGUUACAGUCCGUGGUGGACCACAACGAUAAUGAUAAUUUCCAAUGGAAAUUUAUAAUCGAGUUACAAAAUUUUGUAGCAAAGCAUAAGAAUAAAAUUUUCAUGGAAUUUAGGACGAACAAGAAUUUAUUCCCCUACAAUGUUAACAGUACAGGAAGUAGCCUUUACCAGAAUGCAAUUUAUUAUUCUUUGCUACAUAGCCAAAGUUUGUGUGCCUAUGUGGAGAUAAACCAUUUGGUGACUGAAAAGGGCAACACUUUAUCCACUUUGUUAAGAUUGAAUCCGCUGGAGUUAUACGUGUCUCCUUUACUUAUUAAGAACAUUCUGUCUUUUGCCUUUCCCCUGAUAGAUAUCGUUAAUAAGAAGCACAAGUCUGUUUUUCGCAGGGGCAAGGAGAAGGACUCCCUUUUGUGUGACGGUGCGACGGAGACACCAUUGAGGGAGGCGCCAGUGAGGGAACAACUUCCCAGUGAAGAGCUUCCAGGGAAACCGCCCCCCGGAGAAACUCCUAAAAGCACCGCGGGAGAUGAUCAAGCGGAAACGUCGGAGGAUGACGAAGAAGAUGAGGAGGCGCUGGAGCACAUCAAGAAGAUGGAACAGACGGAAUUGAUAGAGGGGCUGAAAGAGAAGGGAGAAAACGUAUACAACAGAGCAGUUCAGCAUUUGCCUGAGCUAUUCGAAUUCUACAUUCAUAUAUGUGGUCCUAUAUUACAUUUUGAUAAUUUAACCAACGGUAUUGUCGAAUUACACUUGGGUAAUUUGAUAGCGAAAACGGAGUUCCCCUGCACGUAUCACAAAUUUAACUUAAUUUUUGAAUUCAACGAAACGCAGAUAACGUGUUUGAAGGCAUCUCUGCAGGGGGGUGGGGGCAAGUGCAAGGAUGAAAAUGACAUACAUGUUAGACGUACUGAGGUGGACUUGGUUAGCGGAUUGCCCCCCAUGAAAGGGGAGAACCCAGAGGGGGAAGAGGAGGGGAAGAAUCUUCCCCUCAUGGAAGAAACCCAUUUAAAGGACAGCUAUUGCAACCGCAUAAAGGAAAAGACACAGAAGAGUGAGAAGUUCUAUAUACUGCAGCCCAUCCCUGUAAAGGUAUAUGUGGAAUACGACUUGAAAAUUUUGAGAACGAACAUUAUUUUGGAUGGCAUUUUUUUCCAAAUAAAUCCAGAUGCAGUGAGCAUCAUAUUGGCUGUGCCUACGUCUAUCACGAGGUAUUUAACUCGAUUUUACUCAAAAAAUAAAAAAGAAAAAGACUUUCUUAAAGGUAGAAAAAAGACUUCAGUGGAGAAAAAGGGCGUAAUAUCUUCAUCCAAGGGGGAAGGAAAUAUUUGCUUGAAAAUACCUUCGGGGGAUGGAGCUUCCAAGGAGAAUAACUCCGUCAGUGUUCAUGCUCCGAAUGACGAUGAGUCUAAGGGUAAUCUGACUGAUGUGAACCAAACUAACAAACUGGAGGAAGAAUCCUUUCUCUAUGAUAUCGACUUUUUAAUUAAAAAUUCGUCCUUCUCCAUUAAAAAUGGGAAAAAUAGGGAGGUACUAAAAUACGAGGCCUGCGGAAUAUCAUACAAGAAUUACCUGCAGAAAAAGAAGAAAAUUGUGAAGGUUGAAAUAGAGCAAUUGUGGAUUUGUGACCCGAGUAAUAGGCAGCCAAUUUUUUUUACCCUAACGAAGAAUGUGAAUUCGAAGGAUAUUUUUCUCUUCCGGUCCUUGUCAACUUAUUUGGAGGAAAAGCACAACGCGAUGGUUAAUGGAGGUGUCGCUCGUGGGGUGAUGCUACCACCACCGACAUCAAAACCAUUAUCACCAUCACAGUCACUUCCAGGAGGGGCAGGAGAUAGCAUCAAUUUGGGAACUCCGCCCCAUGGGGAUGCAACCAGUGAUAAGCAUGUUAUCGGUCACAAGGGGGAUGACAAUACCGUGAGCAGAGAUGCCAGCAAUGAGGGGAACGGCUCGGGGGACAUAGAUCGAUUUCAGUCGGCUGAAAGAAUAGAGGAAUUUAUGGAAAGUGGUUUUCCGAGCGAAGGGAAGGAAUUUUCCCCAAGUAAUGAGCUGGAUAAAGGUUGGAAGGUGAGGAGCGGUUCGAACGGAAGUAUACCUAAUGAGGGGGGAACGGUGGACGACGAGGAAGAAGAGCCCUUCCCGGAGGAUGAGGAAGACGACGAUUUCAUGGAUGCCAUCGAAGAGAAGCAGCUGUCCAUAAAUCUGCAAAUUUUGCAGGAGCAGAACCAAAUGAACAGAGCCAAGACGCACGUGAACUUAAUCAUCAGUGAUAUUGAACUCCACUGGAAAUACAAAACGAUCAAACAGAUAUUCAAAACGAUGAAGGAAUACAAGAAGAAGCUGCAGUAUGGAAUUGAGAAGGACAUGAAGUAUAUAAAAAAUAAGUUAAAGAACGAGGAGGAGUUAAAAAAUUAUAAGAUGUUCAUUUCGGAACACACCUUGAGAAGUGUGCAGGAGACCCUAAAUAAUGUGAAGAAUUCUUUGAAUAUUUUGGACUUAGAAUCUGCUAGGAAGAGUAAUGAGGAAGAUUUGAAGGAGGAAAUGUCAUCUGCAGGUGAUGGCACACAUCCAGGAAGCGCUCAGAUGGGGUCAUCGCCAGUACAUCCCAGGGGUAGCAAUUUUCUGGAACCAAUGGGGAAAACUCAGCAUAUGGGUGGAAGAAGUACACAAAUUCGUGGCGCACAAAAUGGUGCGGAUGGCGAUGACGAUUACGAGGAGGAUAUCCUUAGCAAUGGCUUGAAUAACACCCUACCUAAACUGUACGGACAGAAGAACUCCUACGUAAAGUACUUCUUCAAUUGUUACAUCAAGAGUGCCUCUCUAGCCUUCUGGCAGAAGAGGAAAAUCUUUUCAAAAAUUCAAGUGAGCAGCAUAUAUUACGAAAAUAAGGUGUACUUAAAUUUUGAUCAGAAAAUGUUCGUAAACAUUGAAAAGGGUAUCAUAUCGAUGAAUAGCAAAAAUAUCAUUUCCAACAACAUAAAUGAUUACACGUAUGAUUUGUUCAUUUCGAGGAGGAGCAAAAGAUUUGGCGCAACCGAUUUUGAGAGGGUGAAACCCAGUGAGGAUAGCAAAGGGGAGAAUGUGAAGACCAUGUCGGAAAGACGAAACAGUAAAGAUAUUUUAAAUUAUAUCAAUGUAGAUAACUUAUCUGAGGAAAUAAAAAAAAAGAAAAAAAAAUCAAACAAACAGAAAAGACAAGAUUUAUUUGUUGGAAAAAUUAAGGUGUACAAGGAUAAGAGAAAUUACAACAUAUGUUUGCUCUGCGAUAUAUCCAGUAUAUAUUACAUUUUUUACUUACGCGAUUUAAAGUUAUUUCUGGAGUAUCUAGAUGAUGGUAUUUUGAAUGUGUUUAUAAGUAAAUCGUACAAGAAGGUGGUACAGGUAGCUCAGGCGAAAUAUUUUCUCUUCCACUGUACCAUCUUGGAUCCCGUUGUUAUUAUUCCGGAGGAUAAAAAUAUAAUAUAUAAUUAUCGCGGGGAGGUUAAGGAUGUGUCUAAGAUCUCCAAGGCGAGCAUCAAUGGAGGUGCGAAUGGCAAUCGUGGGGGGAACUCCAUCCCGUAUAUUGAAUCUUAUUUGAAAUUUCAUUUGGGCACAUUAAAAUUUAAAAAUUCGUACACGGUGAAUUAUACCCAAGGAAUUGUCGAAAAUCAGCGAAGGGCUCUGCGCGAGAGGAGGAAAAGGAAAAGGCAAGCAAGACAGGCAAGAGCAACAAUGCAGGGAAGAUCUACCUCAAGGAAGCGUCAAAUGGGUGUGCACUGCAGUGAUAAGGGCGCUAGCUCGACCCCAGAUGAGGCAACAGAAAAUGAGGAACUGGAAAAGAAGGAAAAAACAGAAAAGGUAGGAGGGAAGUACGAUUUUACGCUCUAUGUGGAUUUGCUAGACAUGGAAAGUCGCGCCUGUGAAAAUGGGGGAAGUAUCAACAUACAAGGGAAUAUUUUACAAAAAGUGAACAUAGGAUUAUGCCUAGUCAGCACCAAGGAUGGUGUUUUCAUUUACAUGAAUGGGAAUGAUUUUUGCCUGGAUUUAACUGUAUUUCAGUUGGCAUUUUUGUUAGACAUUAUUAAUGAGAACUUUUGCUACAAGGGUUACUUCCCUAUGUGCUUCAUUUGUGAUAAGGGCGUGAACAUAGACAGCAUGUUGAACGCAGAGUGGUUCCGCAAGGGAAACAUCAAUUUGGGGAAUCUGAGCGUUCGGCGCGGGGGAGAAGGGAUGCAAAGGGAGAAAGAAGGCACCGAAGGUAACGAGACAAACUCGGCAAACGUGGAGAAAGAGAUAAACGAAACGAACGAGGAGAAGGAGUUGAGUAGCCCGCCAGGGACGCUGAACCCGGCCGGGAGUGAACCCGUGAGGAAAAACGGGCUAAAGUUAUACUUGUACAUAAAUCUGGAAAGCCUAAAGAUUAAAACUUCCUUUGACGAAAACACCCCAGUAGCUAUAAUAACUUUCCAAAAUAUAAGCAUCUCGUUUCACCUAGUUCUCCUAGAUUUUUACUAUAUAUAUUUUUUCGAUCUUUAUAGUAACUCCCUCUACAUUGAUGAUGUGAGAAAGAACUCCAUUAACUACUACAAGCGAGUAGCAUACUGUUGCAUCGAGAACGAAGCAAGCAGAGUGAAGAGGAAGAGGGGGGAGAAAUAUUAUGAGGAAAAAAUGAGGGUGAAUUUUGUGAAGGAAAAUGCCGAGGCCAAGAUAUCUCUAAUUAAGAAUACGAGCGUGUCUGUGAAUAGUAACUCGUGUAUUUCGAACCUAGAAGAGGAGAACAACUUGAGUAGCAGCGCUGCGGUGGGAAGUAACCCUGUAGGGGGGAGCAGGCAUCCUUGCGUCGAUCGCCGUGUGCCACCCCCCGCAAGUACGAAGGAUUACAAAGGACUGCUGCGCUACAUGUUCGAGAGCAACGUAUUUCUGAGCGAAGAAAAAAAGAAGAAAAGGCAAAAGGGAAUAAAAAUAAGAAUUAAUUCCUUUAUAGAGGAUAUCAUCCUAAGCAUAGAAUUGGAUGAUGCAUACAUCUGUUGCUUUUUUAUAAUUUUUAUGGAUAUAUAUAAAUUUUUGUCCACGGGUUUUAACUUAAGCACACUGCAUCUGUAUCCAAAGCCAUCUCCCUACAUCGUUUCGGCGAAGGAACCGGGAAGGAAGAAAAAGGGGAAGAAAGUUACAGGGGCAUAUGACACUUCUCAGAAGGAUAUUUACAAUGUGGGAAUGAACAAACAUAAUUUGAAAGAGGAUAAGAAGGAGCUCCAUCCAGAUGAAGCGAACAGGUAUGGCAAGAAUAGGAGAAGGUAUGCUAUGGAGAAUAUUAGGAUAGAGGAGGAUGUUUUUAAAUCGGAGGCGAAAAGUGAGGCAGAGGGAGGGGAACGCCGUGGCAAGGAGGAGAAAAAUAUCCCAGUUCGUGGGAAAGAGGAAGACGAAGGAGAGGGUAACAAUCCCCAGGAUGGAAAAGUAAAUAUAUCCAGCGGAAGUAGCGCUAAUUCUAGUAGAUUAAAAUUUAUCAGAGAACGCAUGGGGAAUGAGAAAAAUCAAACCAUAACAAAUAUAAAUGAAAUCCUAAAGUUGGAUAAUAAGCCCAUUCACAUAAGCUUCAAAGUGAACAAUGGGAAUUUUAUUGUCUUUACGAAUCUAGAGAAUGUGGCUCAUCCGAUCUUGCUGUGGUCAAACAACUUCGUCUUCUCCUUCUCUCUCUUAAACAAGUGCAUAAUAUUUAGGAAAAUCUACGCCAUAAAUAGUAAAAUAAAGCGAAUUAAUUAUGUGAGUAAUUUUUCUAGCGAUUUAAGUAGAAAGAGGAAAACGGUUGGGGGGGUGAAGGAAGGAGACCCUAAAGAUGUGUCUAACCCACUGCACAAUUAUCACAAAAAAAAAAUCCUACUGUGUGAUAAUUUAAAUGUUAAGGGGGAAGCGAUAUACGAGUCAGUCGACACGAAGAAGGAAAAUUAUAUUUUAAAAGCAAAUGUUAGGAAGAAGGACUACCCGGAGUUUAUCUCCGUUUUUGAACUUGACAUUCACAUUGGGAAUUUUGACAUACGAUUGUCGAAUGACGACGUGGAGAUUUUGCUGAGAGCGUCGUCCACCCUGUUCGGGGAUGUGCCCAGCUCUUACACCAACAUCGCUGUGGGUGCGGUAAUCCCUCCAGUGACAUUUAUUCACACGAAGAUUAAGAACAAAUUUAUGAGGAAUAACAUUUAUUUUGUGAUGAAGGAGGCGUGGGAUGGCCAGGGGGAAAGGGGAUGUGCGGAAGAUGCUGUAACUGGGGGAAGCGCGAAAAAUGGGGACGAGGGAUCUGCGCAGGAGUUGCAGAUUACGAACAUAAAUAAGCUAAAAUGGAAGAAGAGAAGAAAGAGGUCUGUCGUGAUGGGUGACCUCAACAAUGAGGGGGGAGCUAUGAAGCAGGAGGGAGACAGCGCAUCGGAGGAGAAGCUUCCAGUAGGAAUAAACUCUCCUAAGGAGGAAAAGAAGCUCGUAACAACGAUGAAGGAGAAAGGUGAGAUAGAUCUAUCCGAGUCAAGCAACAACGUGAUUGAAUCAUUUUCGUACAACGCUUUGUCCGAAAUUUCGACGGAUUCCAAUUUGACGAUAUACUCCGAUUCGUCCUCCACCGAGUCGUACACAACGAGUAGGAUAUUCUCCAGUAAAAAUGCAUUGCAAAACGAGUCGGAGUCGGAUUUGACUAACGGCAAUGAACAGGUGAAAACGUAUCGAGAUAUCAAAAUAGUAAUAAAGCUACACAAUGUAAAGUGCACCUUUAUCGAUGAUAUAAGAAAUUCUAUUGUGCCAAUAAUUAGGACGAUCAUGAGUAUGAGCAUAUGUUUGAAUUUUUACUCAGAUGAAUGCUCGUACAAUAUAAACGACUUGAAUUCAAAGGUAGAGUAUUUUAAUAACUGCAUUGGAGAUUGGGAACCCUUCUUGGAGAAGUGCAAUAUUUCGUUGGAUAUUCAUAAGAUACUGCCGAAUGAUUCCUUUAGUGAAGACACAGAGUCAAGCAAAUCUCCCAUCAGUAUAAUUAAGAUAAAUAGUGUAAACGCUUUAUGGUUUAAUAUAACCCCGCAGUUAGUUAACCUGCUAUUUCUGUUCCUUCCUGUGUUUACGGACAAGGUACUUAAGGGUUUGAAGAAAAAGGAGAACAACCGAUUCAUGGCCAGCAAUACACUUGAGAAGGAAGAAAACCAGGAAUCCCAUUUGUCACUUUUUAAUAAGAAUUGUGAGAGCGUUUGUGCUGAGCUAGAUGAGAAAAAACUUAGUAUUAAAAGCAAGAGCAUUUAUGAAGAUUGCUCUUCCGUUUUUGAAUCAGUUCCUGGUGAUAUUGAUCAGACGAAGGACACAGAUAUUCAUUUGGAUGAAUUCUUGAACAAGGAGGAAAAUCGAAACAGCUACGAUUGCAUGAGGGACAAUUCUGUUGUUUAUUAUGUCAACUUGACGAGCGAUUUUUUUUACGCCUUUGUGAUGCCUGAGGGUAGUGUGGAGGAGGUGAAAAAGAAGCGCCCCUGUGCAGGUGCCAAGGGGGGAAGGGGGUACCGAAUUGUGCAGGAGGGGGGGAAUGCUCCGACGGGUAUGCCUGCCACUGGUGUGUCUCCCACUAGUUUGAAGCAGAAGCAAAAGAAGGGAAGAGCAAACCUCGGAGGAGCAUUCUCCAGGAUAGAAUUGCGCACCACUAUAGGCAGUGGAAACACGGGUGAUAGAGUUAAGAAGAAUAAUUAUCACAGUGAAGGAAGCGAAGCUGACGAUUCCUCAACCGAUUGUGAGAUGGAUACAAGUGCCCCUGAGUUGUAUGCCAAAAUUGUAACCACGAACGAGUUGGUCUCCCUAGAUCGAUUGCUUGUUAACGAGAUUGCGAACAACUCCUUGAUAGAGAAGAAGUGUCUGUACCUCUACCUCAUCCCCAUUCCCCCCACAAACGUGGUGAACGUUAUACAUGAUAUGUUUGCCAAUGUAAGCAAAAGAGACAUAGUGCUGGAUUUGAUGAUAACGAAGAAUCCGAAGAAGACCAUCGAGAAUUUAUUGGUGUACACCCAAGGGAGAGUGGACCAGAAGGAGGCAAGAAAAGGUGGGGGGAACGAUCCCAAUUUGAAUAUUAAUUUGAUGUCCAAUUGUAAGGCAAAGCUGUCCCAUCGGGUGGAGGAGAGGAGUUACGAGAAUAACAAGUAUAACGGUAACACUGUUACAGAUGAAAGGGGCAUGAUAGAAAAGACCACCGAUGGUGCUAACAUGGGGGAGGAGGAAAUGGAGCAGUUGGGUCGGGAGGAGACAACAUCCAAUUUGAGGGAUAACGAUUUGUUCGCUUCGAAUGAUGAUUUGUCUCUGGAAGGGGGACGGCAAGAGGAGGAACUCGUUGAUGAUGAGGAGGAUACUUCCCAAGGGAGCAGUGAAGACGAGAUGGAGGAGGCACACUCGGUGGAUAGCAGAAGUAGCUCCAGUGAAAGGCACUACUUUAAGUACAGCCAAAGGGGGAAAGAGAUGAGGAAUUCUAUAUAUGCCUCCAACAAAUUCGUAGGUCCAUUUUUGAGGAACUGCGAGUGCGUCAUUAUAAACUUAAUCAAGAACAGUUGUACGACUCUAACCACAUCGUUGAAGAGCAGCAACGUUAUUCACAUGAUGAAGCCACUGGAUUAUAUUUUUGAUGAGGCGUAUGGCAACGGUGUAGAGAAAUGGACCCCCCCGAAGGGUGACAUAAGCGGAGCGAUCCGCGGAAAGGACGAUGCGGCGCUGAACAAAUCAUCCGUGGAAAAGCCGAUCAAAUGGGAAAUGUUGAAUGAAGAGAUGGACAAGCAGACUAAUAUGGCUUGCAAAUACAGGCUGAAGAAUAAUUACCUUCCGGUAACCCCUCUCGCGGAAACAGUAUGCGAAAUUAUAUCUCCCAUGCCGAAUUACAAAAUAUUGUUCAUGUCCUCAACGGUUCGAAUUGUAAACAAGUGUGGCAUUCCUCUGGAGUUUUGUUUCUUCGAUGGAUCGAGAAACCCUAUCUUGUUGACAUCUCUGGAAAAUAGAACCAUACCAAUUAGUACGCUGUACCCCAAUCACAGCGACUCGUUUAAGAAUUAUAAGGUAUCCAAUAGUUUGAAUAUAAACCCUAAUAUAAAGUUGCGUCAAAAGAAUAAUAAUUUGAGUUUCACAGUGAUUUUGAAUCAUGAGUAUUUGCUGUCCACUCCUGAGUGUGCAUUUUGUGGGCCUUCGCAUGUCUACCUAUCUUUUAAGCCGAUAAAUCUGGUAAGCGAGGAAAACGCAUACUACGAAGUGGUCAGCUCAAAGAGCAAAGGAGAACUUUCCAAAGGAAGUGGUUCCAAGGAAGGCACUGCCUCUUCAAAAGGCAUACCCGAUUUUAGUAGAAAUAAUGGGUUGGAUAGCCCCAAAGGGGAAGGACAUAUUUCACCAGGGGGAAAAAUCUGUGUACCUGAUGCGUCAUCUCCCAAGAGUGGGCUAAACGAACUGAUGGACACCUCUUCCAUCAGUAGCGAGAAGGGAUGGUCCGACAUCUUCAGCUCCGACAUGAACCAAGGAACAUAUGUGAAGAAGUGCAAAAUGAAGGAUAGUAAUAAUUACCUUUACUUUAUAGUAAAGAUUGAGAAUAAAAUAAGUGCUCUACCUGCAGAAAAAAAUUUGAAGAUUAUCACUAUAUAUCCUCAUGUAAGUGUAGUGAAUGCUAUUCCUGCGUUGGUGGAUAUCAUAAUUACAUCAGAAAUUUCGGAGGAGAAACAAAACGAUUACGUGCAUGAAGAGAAGGGUAAAAUCGACUUUUUGAAAAAUAAAAAGGUGAAAUUGUUGAGGCAGUGUGAAGAGAUAAAUGCUUACCUGAGCAAACUUUCAUCCGUUAAGCAGGUGAGUUCUGGGAAUAGUUCCGCAGGCGCCACAACUACUACGGUGGCUGGUGGAUCGAGUAGUGGCCAUACGAAUGAUUAUAUCUUAGGAAAGGGCACACAUAACAACAACGAACGGGUGUACAUACAUGAAUUGAAGCGCUUGGAAAAGGAAAUAAGUAACAUUGAUGAAGAAAUUAAAAUAAAGAAAAGGGAGAUAUCGUCCAGUACUUCAAAUAAAGGUUAUGUAAACAAACGUUUGAAUCCAUUUUCCAUUUUUUACAUUUAUGAAAUUAAAAAAUAUAGCUGCUUGAACAUGAAAAUGAAAAUUGGAAAUUCGCAAUGUGAGUGGUCAGACAAAUUAUUCCUUUUGGAGGAUGACGAAGAAUCGGUUAUGAGAUUUUCUCUAAAUUUUAAACGGUUUGCUUCUGUAGAAGUGGAGUUAAUAAAAAACUUCAGUGGGUAUUUCAAUUCAUUGAAUAGUAUCCUGGGUAAUAAGCAGCUAUACAUUUUUUCUCUACCGAGAUGUUUUAUUGACAGAACAGGUCUGGGUAUUAAGGCAAUCAAUUCUAAUAAGUAUUACCCCAUUAUUAACGGCAUAACAUUGUUAGGAGAUAAUUCACAAAUAGAUUUGCUGUUACCGCAUAAGAUGUAUCACAAUGAAUAUUUAAGGUCGUGCCGAAAUGGAGUUCGCAGUUUGGAAGUAGGGGGGGUAGAGACAUUUAACGAUUACAGUGACAUUUUUAACGAUUUUAAUUAUCCAUGCCCUGUUGACAACUCACUGAUAUUGUUCAAGGCGACGUUACCCCCCAUCGGUAGCUACACCGAGACGAGCGUGGUGUGCAAGAAUUUCUUUUACACCUUUUGCCUGAACACGGAAAAGAUUAAGACGACGAAUAUACCCUAUAUCAUUAGCCGAAUAAUCACUGUGGUACCUCAGUUUAUCAUUAGCAAUAAGCUGAACCACCCCAUCCUGGUGAAGCAGUUUCAGACGGAUAAGAUCCAAGGGGUUCGACAGAAUGACACCUCUCCAUUGUACUUCCCGAAGAAGCAGAAUAUCUUGCUCUUCCGUUUUAGGGCACUCGAGGAGGAAGCCGCGUGUGUAGGUGAUGGCACUGCCGAUGACGAUGGCGUUAACAGUGUUGGUGGCUAUGCGGAUGGGCAUGGGAAUAGGAAGAGGGAGGACUACGUGUCCAUUCCGUCUAAGCAAUACAAGAUAAGCAAGAACCCAUUUUGGUCGUCUGUAAUAUUCCCGAGUGAAAACUUCGUGGGGACCAACUACAUGGUAGUGAACAACAGCUCCGUAAAGGAGGAAAAAUCGGAAGUGUACGUAAUUACGUGCAUCCCGGACAUGGGCACUAAAAACAUAAUAAUAGAGAAGCUAGACAAUAAUAUGAACAAGGGUUUUAUUGCCUACAACUGUUCCAGCUUGGCAAGAUACUUGAAAAUACGAACGUUCCAUGAUGAUACAAAACACCUCAAAAUGGAUGAAGAAGAAAAUUAUAAAUUUGAAAAAAAUAUGUUCGUAAAAAAUUUCCUAAGCACAGCUGACAUGGAACAUUAUUUCAACAUCGAAUAUGAUCAAUCUAGUUACCUCGGAUGGGUUAAUCCGUUCAUUUAUGUUACAAGAAAUGUACAGAUAGAGAUCGUACUUCACGACAUGAAGACCAUCCCAAGGACACCCUUUAUAUUAAAGUUCGCCCAGUACAAUUAUGCAGAGAAGUUAUUCCAGGUAUAUUAUUAUGAUGUGGUUUUUAUCAUCUCGAUAGAGUACAUCCAAGAUUUGAUAGCGAUUAAAUUGACCCAUCGAAUUAGUAUUUCUCGGGGGGCACUUGCAGGUGGGGGAGGAUUUAUCGCCACGACUUCGUAUACUAAUGACACUCGCGAAGGUGGAAGAGUUUCUAAAAAUUCGGUGGACAUGCAGGAGUACCACAAGAUAGAAGUUGCUGAGGGAGGGUACGAGUUGAGAGACAAAGGUGGCCACGAAAUGGGUGUCGUGAGAAGCGCUAUGGGGGGUAGCUAUAUUCAGAAGAAGAUGAUGAUUGGCCACAGCGAAUAUAACUAUGUGAAGUAUGGUACGGAGAAAGACUGGGGUGCAGAAGCAGAUGGGGACGAAGGCGGAAGCAGGUACCAAGGUCAGGCGAAUGGCUAUGGAAACUACUACUACUACGGCGGGGGCAGAAGGGAGGAAGCCGUGAAGAUGAUCAGCAACACGUACAAAAAUGUGCACGUAAUUAUCAACGUUACCCAAAUAGGGGUAAGCAUUAUAUCGAAUAUCCUGAAGGAGGAGGUGUUCUUCAUCGAGUUGUCCAAGCUCUGUGCCCUGUUUUAUAUGAAGAACGAGGAAGAAGUUAUUGAUAUCAAAAUUACAGAUGUGCAGGUUGACUGUCAAUUGGAGUCUUGUGAGAAAUGUGUGCUUUUGGCGAACAGGGGGAUAAGCACGAACGGUGAUAAAAGCGGUGGGACAGUUGGUACUUCAGGAGGGGCUUCUGCAGGAAAUAGCGAAAAGGAAUUGAAGAAAAUUAAGAAUGCAUAUGGUGGUCUUCAUCCCCAGACAAGUCGCGGCAAUGGAAUGAGUGGUAGUGGUGGAGUAGGGAGAAAGGGAAGUUACAUGAGCGAGAUGGACGAAUUAUACGGUCGAAAGAAUAGCAGCGAUGGCAUCAAUGGUGAGGGUCGAUCGAAUUUCACAAACAACGAUAUGAUGAGUAGGAGACCUACUGAGGGCAGCCCAGGAAUAAUUGGCAAAGGUAUGAACACAAAUGACGAAAAAAUAUUUUUAAACAUUUAUGUGGAGAGAUCCUUUAUAUCUCAUAAGGAUGUAAUUUUCAAGAAGAUACAGAUUUCUUUGGAUGACGUGGAAAUAGAAAUGGACGCUGAAACUUUAAAUGGAAUUAACUUGCUGAUAGCAGAGUACAUCGAAGGGAUAAGUAUCGUGCAGAAGAAGAACCUACUCUAUGAGGAAAUUCAAAAGUGGACCAUUUUACCCGUCUAUGUGAAUUACAAGUCUCCAGAUAUCCCCUUAGCCAUAAAUAUACAGUACAUGCAGAUAGACAAAUUUACCCUCAUCGUGUGGUGCUCCUUUUUACUGGACAAAAUGCAUAUGAUGAGUGAUCUGCUCAGAAUCGGUUUACGAAUAUUGAUGGUGUCUGGAAAGUUAGAAUUGUUAGGAGCACCUGUCACGCUGAAUCAGGAAAUCUUUAACAAUAUCCGUGUUAGCUUGAAGUCGUUUUAUGCUCUAUUGAAGGAUAAGUACAGUCAUUCUAUUUUGGCAUGUCUAGGGUUUAUAGUGGGAUAUAGCAGCCUGAUUAACAUACCCAAGAUUCCCCUUGAAAUUGGAAGGAAUACCAUAGGGCUAGCCGUUUACGCCGUGGAUAACGUAAGUGUGGGUAUUGGAAGCUUCCUUUCUAAUUUAACCUUCGAUGCAGAAUACAUCAACAGGAGACAGAAGGAAAGGAACUUUAAAACAAAUACUAACAUGAAAGAGGGCCUCCUAAGUGCUGUAAAAAAUAUUGGGGAGGGAGUGCUAAGCUUAUCUAACAUUGUUACGAAACCAAUUGAGGGUGCCCAGAAGGAAGGCGUUGGUGGAUUUUUCAAAGGGAUAGGUAAAGGGGUAGCUGGAUCCUUGGUAAAACCGCUAGAUAAAGUAGGCCAAGCCGUAUCAGAUGUUACGAGAGGUAUAAAAGCUGAGGUGUCAAAACCUAUUGGGGGACAUAAGUACAAAAUCAAGAGACAUAGGAAGCCAAGAAUGUUAUGGGGGGAGUAUGGAAAAAUAAAAGAAUACAAUUUGCAUGAAGCUGAAUUGAGAGAGUGUCUGGGGUUGAAAUUUUCAAAAAAUAUUAUGAAAUGUUUGACGAUACAUAAACAGGAGAAUCACCCUCCUGCACAUUAUUCCUUGUUGCUAUAUCCGAAGGUUAUUAUUUAUGCCAAUUUGUAUGCCAACCAGUUUGUAGGUGGUAAGAAUGGUGAAUUUCUGGGGGAAAAGAAGAGCGUCGGGGGGGGCGACAUCGUCAUUUGGUCGCUCAGGAUUGAGGACAUCUCCGAAAUAAGGGCCUCAAGUCACGGGGUAAUAAUCCGCACGGGAAACUCCAACAAUCUCGUGUACAAAAUUCCCUGCAACAAUGCACUCUUGAUAAAUAAGAUUUACCGCGAGCUUCACAGCUCGAAGAGCUCCAUCAACUCGACCAUCAUCCUGGGGGACGCGCCUUCCUCGCCGUGCGUUUAG
Messenger RNA from Plasmodium knowlesi strain H, 16089 nucleotides. RefSeq names its product VPS13 domain-containing protein, putative. The transcript has a single exon. The coding region runs from base 1 to 16089 and encodes 5362 amino acids. Gene Ontology annotation, biological process: protein retention in Golgi apparatus; protein targeting to vacuole. The record is from RefSeq and is a predicted model, not a curated record. Gene Ontology annotation, cellular component: extrinsic component of membrane. NCBI's taxonomy places the organism in Eukaryota, Apicomplexa, Aconoidasida, Haemosporida, Plasmodiidae.